Messenger RNA from Funneliformis geosporum, 1683 nucleotides. NCBI's taxonomy places the organism in Eukaryota, Fungi, Glomeromycota, Glomeromycetes, Glomerales, Glomeraceae. The record is from the annotation of a GenBank genome assembly.
AUGUCGGACGCAGACAACGAAACUUCCCUUCCUAAGGAUGUUGAUACUUAUCUUAGGAAGUUAGCAGAGACUAAAGUGCCCGUCCCCGAAAUAGAUUUUACGGUUCAUGAAAUGGAUGAUGGUAGCAAGGUAUCAACUCUGGAUCGAUUUUGCAAAGACGUCCAAGCACCCGCUGUACAGAUACCUACAUCCGAGCUUUUCUUCUCAAAGGAAGAUUCAGAAAAGCCCGAUAUCGGGUUUCUAAAGGACCAUUUUUGUCGUGAGGGAAGGAUUUCCGAAGAACACGCUUUAUACAUUAUUAAUAAGGGUACUGAAAUAUUAAAACAAGAAUCAAAUCUAUUAGAAGUGGAUGCUCCCAUAACAGUAUGUGGUGAUAUUCAUGGUCAAUAUUAUGAUUUGAUGAAAUUAUUCGAAGUGGGUGGUAAUCCUGCCGAAACUCGGUAUCUCUUUCUUGGUGAUUAUGUUGAUAGAGGUUAUUUUUCCAUUGAGGCAUUGUGUGCUUUAUUUGUGGGCUUUAAAAAUAUGUUGGAGUGUAAGCAUAAGUAUUCUGAAAAGGUUUAUGACGCUUGCAUGGAAUCCUUCUGUGCACUCCCACUUGCUGCCAUAAUGAAUAAACAAUUCCUAUGCAUUCAUGGUGGUUUGUCACCUGAAUUGAAUACAUUGGAUGAUUUGCGUAAUAUUAAUCGAUUCAGAGAGCCCCCAACGCAUGGUUUAAUGUGUGAUUUAUUAUGGGCUGAUCCUUUAGAAGAAUUUGGACAAGAAAAGACUAAUGAAUGCUUUGUACAUAAUCAUGUUCGAGGAUGCUCGUAUUUUUUCAGUUAUCACGCGGCCUGUAACUUUUUAGAAAAAAAUGGAUUGUUGUCUAUUAUUCGUGCACAUGAAGCUCAGGAUGCUGGGCAAGUAUUACUUAAAAUUGAUAUUAUAUCAUUUAAAUAUGAAAGCCGUGUAAUUAAAUUUUUAAAUCAUUUUAUAAAUAGGUAUCGAAUGUAUCGAAAGACAAAGACAACCGGCUUCCCUUCGGUAAUGACCAUCUUUUCUGCUCCUAAUUACUUGGAUUAUGAAAACAAUGUAAUGAACAUUCGUCAAUUCAAUUGUACUCCUCACCCUUACUGGUUACCCAAUUUCAUGGAUGUGUUUACUUGGUCACUUCCUUUCGUCGGUGAAAAGAUUACAGAUAUGCUGCUUGUAAUCUUAAAUAUCUGUAGUAAAGAAGAACUAGCGGAUGAUGAACUUUUAUCGGAACCUAAAUCACCAGAAACGUCAACAGCAACGACAGAAAGUUCAGAAAGACGCCAAGUAAUCAAAAAUAAGAUUUUGGCGGUUGGUAAGAUGGCCAGAGUAUUUUCCGUUCUUAGAGAAGAAUCAGAACGCGUUAUGGAGCUAAAGAAUGUAACCGGUACUGGUAGAUUACCGUACGGUACUUUAGCUUUAGGAGCUGAAGGUAUCAAGAAAGCAAUCACUUCAUUUGAGGAAGCACGUCGGUCAGAUAUUGAAAAUGAACGUUUGCCACCGACUCGACAAGAAGCUGAUGCAGCAGAACAUGCAAAAACAAAACUGGCAAUUGAUGCUGCCAUUGAAGAGGUGAAUCACGAUCAAGAAUUGGCGGAAGUUGCAGAGGUCUUCGUUAAAGAAGACGAGAAAAGAAGAAGUUUAAAAGAAGCUACAAUUAUUGCUAGUGCUUGA